Molecule: messenger RNA, 1248 nt
Organism: Triticum aestivum (bread wheat)
Lineage: Eukaryota; Viridiplantae; Streptophyta; Magnoliopsida; Poales; Poaceae
Exons: 2
Coding region: 257-640 (127 amino acids)
Source: RefSeq, a predicted model, not a curated record
GCUAACGGUUGCGACGUGGGCGGAGAUGACCAGCAUCGCCACCGCCCCCGGAUGAGCAUGUUCCCGCCCCCUUCCGCUCGCCUGGACUGACUCAUCCGCUCCGGUGGGCGCCGCCCGCAGACCCCUCCCUCCCCACGCGUCCGUCCUCCUCUCUCUCUAUAUAUACAACACGCGUGCGCACUCUCCAAGAUCCACGACUCCAUCGCGCGGAGAAACGAACAACCUCGUACAGCGCAGGCGACCGAUCGGCGCGGCCAUGGAGAAGCCGCCGAUCCCGAGCAUCAUCUCCACCGUCACCUACUGCUGCGGGGCGUGCGGGUACGACCUGAGGCUGAGCUCGCUGGCGCGGGACACGGCGGGCGGCGCUGGCGCGAGGCGGCGGUGCGUGGGCGCGGCGGAGGUGGUGUUCGACGCCAUCGACGACGCGCGCUUCGGCCACCUGGAGGAGUUCCGGUGGCUGGACGUGCGCGCCUGCCUCCCCUUCUCGCGCCGCACGCGCCUGCUCUGCCGCAAGUGCGGCGCCCGCCUCGGCUACGGCUACGACGACACCGCCGCCGCCGACCGCCCGCCGCGCUACCACAUCAAGAUCCGGGCCCUCCAGCCCGCCCCCGACCCCUCCGCGGCGCCGUCCGAUCGGUGAUCCGAGGGUCUCGACGUAUUCUUUGAUUGCUCGUGCAUCCGCAUCUGUCUCUUUCUACUUUCGAUCGAAUCUCCUCCAAAGUCGCUCGCUUGGACCCGAAGGAAGGAAUGAAACAGACUGGUUGAUUCGGAUCCCAUCUUGCUUUCUGAUAUUUUUAAGCGGAAUUAUUGGUCUUGACUUGGUUGCGUUGUGGAACUGUAGAAGUCAAAAGUUGUGUACUGUUCCAGUCUGAACUUCCAGUGCUGGUGGCGACACUGACCGUGUCCGUGUAGGGGGGAGGAUCGCCAGCAGCACCUAUCAACCCUGCAUCAAUCACACUCAAGUUCUUUGUAUCCACACAUUUUCGUAUGCUCCAGCAGAAUCCACGCAGACAGGGCAACACUCUGCAGGCCAAAAGAUCAAAUUGCAAGCCCAGAUUAGGGCAUGAGUCGUGACACCUAUAUCACCGUCCACUAGAUUGAUGAAUAAUCUCUCAAAAAUCCGCUUUUUAUUAGUGAUUCACCAUCGCUUUUUUAUCGGUGACGAUUCACCAGCCACUACAUUCUUGGAAGCCUACUAAAAGGCUAUAAACAUAAAUAAAUCUGUCACCUGCUGGUGAUCCAAGGGUU